Bursaphelenchus okinawaensis is the source of this 1782-nucleotide messenger RNA. The record is from the annotation of a GenBank genome assembly. NCBI's taxonomy places the organism in Eukaryota, Metazoa, Nematoda, Chromadorea, Rhabditida, Aphelenchoididae.
AUGCAUUAUUUGGAGGACAAUUUGGAAUGUAAGUUUGUUUUUAAUGUUUAUUAUAAUAAAAUCAUUGACUUUAUGUGAAAUUAAAGACUAAACCUUUUCAGUAGCUGAUGGCACAUCGGUGGUGUUUAAAGAGAAAUGUAGCGAACUUCUUGAAAUUGACAGAGAAGCCGAGAAAUUGGCCAAGUUCGUUCAAUCUAAAAAGAGCAGAAUCUACGAAAACUUUCAAAAAAUGUCAUCUCAGGAGAAGUCGACAGCUAAAACCGAGAUCAAACUGGGGUUGUUGAAGGUUCAGGAGCUCCGAGAGAAGAAGUACGAGUUGUCAUGCGAGUUGGAGGCGUUUAUGGGACGGGUUAACAACAAGGUGAAGAAGGAUGUCCAUGACUUCAGGUACGAGCUGGAACUCGAGAACCCCGAAUGUACAUAUGAAUACGAAAAAAGUAUGUUUUUGAUCAUUUCAAAUAGUUUAUUAUAGUUACGUUUCACUGUUUUAAUUUAAGUUUAUCGAACGUUGUGUAGUCUCUAAAUAUUAAAUAAAACGAUAUUUAAAUUUUUUGUUUUUUUAGGGUUUACUGAAGAGUUUGGCAACAAGAAAAAUGCUUUGAUUUCGAAGAAGGAUCCAGAAAUAAUGGCCAGAAGCAGAACCAACACCAAGAGCAAUAUAUUGUCGGAGAUCUGGUCGGUUGGCAGAGGCAGUAGUAGAAGUCGCAGUGGAUCUAUAGCUGGAGGAGCGCUACACAGAAGACUUACAGUCAACACCCAGACACAAUUGUUAUUGGGAAGGAAACGAGGUAACUUCAUGUUUUACAUUAAAUGCUAUAUAUUUGUAUUUUUUUAAAUUGUAACAUUUGGUUUUAGAUCGUGCAUCAUCCAGAGGCUCGUCAGUACAUUCUCCCACACCUUCCACUUCCAGGUCAACUCCAAGACCUUCUCCAGUACCAAUAUCUCCUGCGAUUAGGGUAAGUCUUGUUAUACUUUCCGCUUUCCUUUCUUUUAAUAUUGUAUUUUGACGUAGUUGUUGUAUCAAAAGUUUUAGAAGUAUCCUCGUCAAUCGUUCUCGUGUUACGAUACUCCAGAAACCUCAGCAUCUCCUCAAGCUGAGUUUGACCCCAACUCGACCAGUAUGCCUGCCUUUGCUGGUGUUCAUGAGAGUAGACAUGGUAGGCCGAGGAAGUUAACUACCAGAGUGAAACAGAUGCUGGAGCAGAGAGUCAGAGGAGCUCAACAAGUAUCUUCACCGCUGAUAAGUCAAGGUUGUACGGCAGCCACGAUAAACAGCAUUCCUCGACCAUCGUCACACAACUCACGGCGGGAUUCUGUAGCCAGUUCAUCGUACAAAUUCAAAACACACAUGGGACACGAGACAGACAACAGUAACGAUGGGAUGGAUGAUGACUAUGAUACGGAGGAGGAGGAGGAAGUGCCUCCAGAAGACGAGGACGAAGCCGACGAUGCUGAUGAAUCCAUCUGGUGCAUUUGCAAGACCAAGGCCUACGGAAAUAUGGUAGCUUGUGACAACCCACAGGUAUGUCUUUAGUUUAUGUAUAGCAGCUUCGUAUAAGUAGUUUGGCCAACGAUAUAAUUAAGAGGAUUAAUCUUUCACAGAAAGGGCACUUUGAGGACUGUUUAACAAUAUCAGUAAUAUCUUUAAUCUAAAUCCUAUUCCAGUGUCGCUUGGAAUGGUUCCACUACGAAUGCGUCGGAAUGGUGGUACCACCCACAGGGAAAUGGUACUGCGCAGAGUGCACACAAUUGGGAUUCCAGCCGUCGCCCACCAAACAUUAA